AUGGUUACGCAAAGUGGUGAGUAUGAAAUUAAGUCUGAUGUAGACUCACAGUACAAAAAAGUCCGAGGCCUCGAUGCAAUUUACACUACGAUCAACGAGCUGCAGACCGGUGACUUCAAGAAAACUGAUUCAAUCGGCACAGCCGUCUCAACAAUUAAGACGCAGCUUGGCACUCUCAGAACUACCCUGAAAAUUGAAAGCGCUGAUAGUAAAGAUGAUGUAAUUGAAAGGUUAACAGAUUUGAAAGAGAAGGGGCUUGGUGGCCAUUGGACUAUUGAUAAUGGAGACUGGAAAACUACCAAGGGUCUAGCAAUAAUCCAGGAGCGACUUAAAACACAGAAUGCUAUAUUACCGGUGCAAACGAAUGACAUCGAUAUGGCUAUAAAAGAAAUCAAAGGUGAACUUGCGCGGAUCGGCAUCAAGCUGAAUAAUGUCCACACUGAUCAUGACAUUCUAGACCAGUUGAAAAAGCUAAAUAAGCAUCUUGGUACAUAUAAGGGUAAAUAUGGAAGAAAUUACACUGUCAACCUUAAAAGCAUCCAGGAGGCAAUUAAGGACCUUCAUGACCAUGAGUUUAACGAAAAACCAAAGGAAAUCCAAACAGCCAACGAAGCAAUCAAAACAGCACUCAAAGCGCAGAUGUGCACGCUGGACACUGACGUCAUCAAGACGCUGGGUGAUUUGAAGGACAAAGGGAUGAGUAACGUGCCAAGUUGGAACAUAAAUAAUAACAAAGCAAAGGGCUUGGAGAAUAUUAAAGAUGGCCUUCACGCUCAACAAAGUGAGUUGACUGGACAACCCAAGAACAUAGAGCAAGGCGUCACCCAAAUCACCGCGGAGCUUGACGAGCUGAGGAGUGAGUUGCAGGGUAAGGAUGCCGGUGAGCCAAAAGAAAGAGGCGUGAUCAAGAAUAUGGAAUUUAUGAUAAAGAAGAGGAAAGGUAAAGGAAAUGGACUUGAUAAAAUCACAAAUGAGAUUGACAGGCUCAACAGGGAGACAGUCCCUGACGUCAACAAGCAUCUGGGGGACCUGUGCGGUGUGAUUUCGGACAAUGCUGCAAAGACAAAUUGGCAACUGGAUUAUUUCAAAGAGGAUAACAUUGAUGAUAAACUGCAAGGCAUAAAGAAAGACAUUCACACCCUCAGCACCGGUGACCUCCAGGAGGCAAUAGAGAUGUGCGACAAGUUCCUCACCGACGCCGAUUACAUAAAAUGGGAGAAAGUAGAAAACAUUGAACGCUUCGUAGACAGUGAGAUUGAAAAGGCAGUCGCGGAGCUCAGCAAGCAGGCGCGGCGUGACUACGUGGAGUCCGCGAAGGACGCGCUGAAACACUUCGCCGCCAAGGCGUCCGGGAGCUGGGGAACUGCCCGGCGAGAUAAACAGGGAUCUCUUCGUGGGCUUCAAGGGGCUCAUGAAAUAUGCGCACGGACACUUUGA
This is a messenger RNA of Babesia ovata, 1437 nucleotides long. Its product is annotated as Extracellular matrix-binding ebh, putative. Bases 1 to 1437 code for a protein of 478 amino acids. Lineage: Eukaryota; Apicomplexa; Aconoidasida; Piroplasmida; Babesiidae. The transcript has a single exon. The record is from RefSeq and is a predicted model, not a curated record.